Messenger RNA from Trichogramma pretiosum, 2240 nucleotides. RefSeq lists its product as uncharacterized. The record is from RefSeq and is a predicted model, not a curated record. The transcript has a single exon. NCBI's taxonomy places the organism in Eukaryota, Metazoa, Arthropoda, Insecta, Hymenoptera, Trichogrammatidae. Bases 161 to 1459 code for a protein of 432 amino acids.
GCGAGGCAUAUUGCAGUGGUGGUGCUCGUCGCAGUAGUGAGUAGUUGAUUGUAGAUAGUACGCGCAAAGCAGCGAGACCGAUCCUAUUCGAUUUUUCGUUCUUUUGUCUUGUCUUCGUGUGCGUUUCCGUGUGCCAAAAGUGUCCCGCAGGCCCAAUAUCAUGUACGAGUUCAGCCCGGAAGAGAUCCGCGCGAUCGUGAGGAAUUACCUCGGCACGGCUACGGACGACUUCGUGGUGGUGUCCUCGUCGCUGGCGGCGCACUCGUCGAGCAAGGUCGGCUUCAUGGGCGAUCAUCGCAAUCUCGUCGUGGAGUUUCGUCGCUCGGCGGACAGUCCGAGCGUCGAGUCCAAGAGCUUCUUCCUGAAGACGCUGCCGGCGCGCGACGACACCUCGGCCAACGCCCCGGACCUGGUGGUGGAGGGCGGCCUGUUCGAUCACGAGGCCGAGUUCUUCAAUCGGGUGGCGCCCCUGCUGAGGCGCAGUCUGCGCGAGGCAGGGGGCAUCAAGGACGACGACGACGACUUCUGUCCGCGCUGCUACCUGGCCAACGGCCAGAUCCUCGUGCUGGAGGAUCUGCGCGAUCGCGGCUACGCCAUGCGCGAGAGCAAGCUGUUCGGCCGUGGCGAGCUCGAGGCCGCGGCCCGGGCUCUGGCCCGAUUGCACGCCUCCGGGCUGCUGGCCGAUCUGCGCGGCUCGAGGCCGCUGCGCGAGCUCUAUCCCCGGGCCUUCGCCGAGAUCCUCUUUACCGAGGCCGCCAUCAAGACCAAGCGGCUGGAUCUCGCCGCGGACCUGAUCGAGCGGCUGGCCGUGAAGCUGGGCCGCGAUCCGAGCCGCGUCAGGUCGGCGGUGCAUCGGGGCUUCGCCGUGGCCUAUCGCUGGAGCGACGAGGCGAGGCCGAUGAAGCGCUGCGUCACCCACGGCGAUCCCUGGCCCAACAAUAUGCUCGUGAAGCAGGGAUCGCCGGACCGAGUCUGCCUCGUGGACUUUCAGCUGUGCCGCUACGGGCCGCGCACCAUCGACCUGGCCGAGCUCGUUUACCUGUCGACGCGACGCGAGACCCGCCAGGCGCACGAGAGCCAAGUGCUCGAGGUCUAUCAUCGGGAGCUGACGCGAUGCCUGGGCCCAGCUGCGGCCAAGCCGAGCCUCGAGGACGUCCGCGCCGAGUACGAGGAGCUGCGGCUCACCGCCAUGUAUCUCGCCCUGAUGUAUCUGCCCGUGAUCUGCAUCGACAAGAGGAUCAUGUCGAGCUACACGGCCCAGGAGAUCAACGACCGGAUCGUCUUCAGGCAGAGCAACGACGAGAUCGUCAAGAUCUACGAGAGCGACCCGCUGUACGCGGCCCGCAUCGACGACGUACUCGGCGAGUACAUCGAUUAUCUCGAGAGGAUCGACUUGCCCAAGGAGUACGAGCCCAUCGUCUUGCCGGACGACGACGACGAUCAACAGCAGCAGCAGUGAACACAACCCGUGGAAUUCUCCGACGACGACGAUGAUAAAUGUGCGUUACCUUAUGUAAUGCACGUCGCGCGAAGAAAAAACAACACACACAUACACAGGCGCACACUUACACGCGCGCGCGUAUUAUUAUAGCUGCGUGACGUUCGGAUAAUUGAGGAAAAAAUUCUACCGAUCUCUCGCGAUUUUCCUUCCGCGCGCGAGCGCGAGACGCAGCGUUUUUCGAUUUUAAUGCACAACGCAACACGUGUGCGAGAGCGCUCGACAGGUGUCUCUCUCUCUGUUAUCUGCAAUGCAUUAGUGUAUGUGUCUGUGUCUCGAAAUCUCGUUACGUAAAAUUGUAAAUAGCGUUAUUUUGUUGUUAGUGUUAUUAUUAUUAUUUUUUUUUUUACUAUUUUUGUUAAUCGGUCGAUUUGCACCGAGAUAGAUACCGAGAAGGAAUUUAUAGAUAAUUUGUUGUUAUAGUUGUUGUUGUUGAAUGCGUUUUUUAUCAUUAUGAUGUAAUUGUGCAGUAUCGAUGACGCAAUCUGAUUGUUUUUAUCUACUAAUCGAGGGACGACAAAUGUAAUUGUAGGAUAUAAUGAGUCUAGUGAUCUUGAAUAAUUGUAUUAAUAUGCGCCUUCGUUCCAAGUCACGAUGAUUAUGGGACUUUUAUCGAACGAAUAAAAUUUUUUAUAACGUAUAAUUGCUCGGCGGUGAUUGUCUUUGAUGGAUAAUGUGCACCGAUAGAUAUGUAUGUGCAAUGAUUUAUAAAUAAACGCAUCUUAUGACGUGAAAAGAUAAA